This is a messenger RNA of Micromonas pusilla CCMP1545, 1676 nucleotides long. It is a transcript of the gene AMT2.2, whose product is annotated as ammonium transporter. Gene Ontology annotation, biological process: ammonium transmembrane transport. Bases 94 to 1407 code for a protein of 437 amino acids. Lineage: Eukaryota; Viridiplantae; Chlorophyta; Mamiellophyceae; Mamiellales; Mamiellaceae. The transcript has a single exon. Gene Ontology annotation, cellular component: plasma membrane. Gene Ontology annotation, molecular function: ammonium channel activity. The record is from RefSeq and is a predicted model, not a curated record.
CGACGCGCGCGCAAGUGUGCUCGGCCCCCGCGACGCUCUCUCGUCGCGCGAGAAGUAUCCCCGUCUCUUCUCUCCCCCUCCCCUCUUAAUAACAUGGUGUCCGUCACCUCCACCACCGUCGACACCGGCGACACCGCGUUCAUGAUCGUCUCCAUGGCGCUCGUCAUGUUCAUGACCCCCGGGCUCGCGUUCUUCUACGGCGGCCUCGUGCGUCAGCAGAACGUCCUCACCAUCAUGAUGCAAAACUUCGUGUGCAUGGGCAUGGUCACGAUGAUUUGGGUCCUCUGGGGCUUCUCCCUCGUCUUUGGCAACUCCGGCGGCCUCAUGGGCGACCCCGGAUCGUUCGCGAUGAUGAAAAACGUGUUGGGUACGCCGCUCCGCUCGUACGUCGACGGACAAACCGCGUCGGACGCGUACUGGGACAUGACCAUCCCCGGCCUCGUCUUCGCGGGCUUCCAAGGCAUGUUCGCGGUCAUCGCGCCCGCGCUCAUGACGGGCGCGUUCGCGGACCGUCUCCUCUUCCGCCCCUACCUCCUCUUCAUCUUCCUCUGGGUCCACCUCGUGUACUUCCCGUGGGCGAACUGGAUCUGGGGCCCCGACGGCUGGAUCGGCAAGGAGGGCGUCUUUGACUUCGCCGGCGGGAUCGUCGUGCACUGCACCGCGGGUUUCUCCGCGCUCGCGACCGUCGUCGCGCUCCCGCACCGCAAAAAGAUCGAAGGCGACGUCGACACCGACCCGCACAACAUUCCGUUUGUCGCGCUCGGCACGGGCAUGCUCUGGUUCGGCUGGUUCGGCUUUAACGCCGGCUCCGCGCUCGGCGCCAACGCCACCGCCGCGACCGCGGCGAUGAACACCGAGAUCGCCGCGUCCGUCGCGCUCUUCACGUGGAUGUGCGUCGAGUGGAAGCACAAGGGCAAGCCCUCUCUCGUCGGCGCGUGCGUCGGUACCAUCGCCGGCCUCGCCACCGUCACCCCCGCCGCGGGUUUCAUUCGCCCGUGGGGCGCGGUCAUCAUCGGCGUCGUCUGCGCGCCGUUCUGCUACACGAUCAUGGAGGUCAUCAAGAAGAAGCUCGACCUCGUCGACGCCCUCGACGUCUUCGCCGUGCACGGCAUGGGCGGCUACCUCGGCACGAUCCUCGUCGGCUGCCUCGCCCGCUCCUCGGUGGGUGCUCCCCACUACAGCGCGAAACUCUUCGGGAAGCAGCUCAUCGCCGCGUCCGGGUGCGCGGUCUACUCCUUCGUCGUCGGCUUCGGGCUCAUCAAGGGCAUCGGCGCGGUCAUGCCGCUCUUGCCGGACAAGGACAUGAUCUUCGCCGGCCUCGACGUCUCCGUCCACGGCGAGUCCGCGUACAAGGAGGGCUCGUCCUCGGGCAAGGUCGUGAACCCGCUCAAGGCGAACAACGUGUAAGCCUCGGCGCGAACCUCGCGAACGACGGACGUCGUCGACCGACAAUAAAGAAACACUCAAGGCUCAAGGUAUAAUAAGAAAUCAACCGAAGGUUCCAGAAAUUAAUACGUGGAGCGACCGGAUUACGCUGUCUGCACGCACGACGUCGCAGAGAUGAAUAACGAAUAAACCCACGGGAAAAGACGACGCCCGCGCUGAUGACGAUGAAGUAAGUUAUUAGGAAGUUAUUAGGGAAGUGAUAAUGAAGUAAUACAAGCGCGCCUGACUAU